GCUGAUUGGUUGUAUGCCUACCCAAUUGCUGCAGAGGGAUUUGAAAGACAACCUUUUAGCCCGCCUCCCUCCCUGUCCAGCGUUCCUAGACCCUUGUGUCUUAAGAGCUGGGUCUAGCGGCUACAUAUGUAGCCCUGGAAAAUAAUAUGACAGAGUGUCUCAAAAGCACUGGAAUCUUAUUUUACUGUUGAUAAAGCUUUGAUCUGUUUAGUUUGGUCAAAAAAUAUUUUCAUGUCAAAUACUUUUAUUAGAGAGAUUAUUGAGGAUUUCCCAGCAUAGCUUGUGGUAAAAAAAAAAAAAAAAGUGACUAAAAUGAUGAUUAUGGGCAUCUAAUGGGAUUUUUUAAUAUAUAUUUAUAGUUUUAACACAUCAUAAAAUAUUAUUUGUUGCUCAGAAUAAAUUAUUCUGAUUUUUUCGCGUCUCUGGAUGAUGAUGGAUGUCAGUUAUAAUCGUAAAUAGCUGUUUUCUGUGUAUUUUCUGCGCGUUUCAGUGGAUAUAAACAGCAGUUAUCCUCUGAAUGGAACCAGCCCCGCAGCAGCUCAGUGUUGGGACGCGGCCGGACGUCGUUGCCAUGGAGACGCCGCAACUCUGCCGUCAGUUAGCGAUAAACUUUGAAUAAAAUCUGAAGUUUGCCUCCGUUAGUUUCUGUGAUUUCAGCUUUAAACUGGACCGGAGUCUGUAAGGACACACAGCUCGGUAAAUACACGACUGUUAAUGUGAAGAUGAGCGGCACACGAAGACGGAUGUCAUUUCGACUCAACAUUAACACUCAGAACAGCAGGAUGGAGCAGCAGACGGCGUCCCUCCAAACUGAAUCUUCACCAGAUAAUUCAUCUCAUCUCUCCAGGAGAGAAAUAGGCCUGUUCAGAAACAGUCUGAAGCAGAACGUCUGUGUGCAGCUGCUGCAGGACGGCGACCACAGGUCGUUCUCGGAGCUCUUCCGUCUGCUGGCUUCUGAUCGGGAUCGUAGGGAGGCCAGUUCAGCUGUGAGGCUCCAGACGCCUCCACUGGAGGAACAACUGGACAAACUGGAGACCAUGAAGCUGCACCUGAGCCGAGCCGAGCGGGCCGAACGGACCGGUCUGUGGUCUUCAGCCUGUGAGGAGCUCCUGCUGUUGGGUCGCUUCUUCUCGUCUCCUGAGGACCUCUGGCUCCGUGUGCAUUUCUACCGGCGCUGUUCAGACGGAGGACGAGGCUCCAGACCGGCUGUGGAGGCUCAGCUGUGUCUGGCCGAGCUCCAGCUGGAGGACGGGGAGGUGGAGCAGGUGAGGCAGCAGGUGGAGCUGAGCCUCCAGCAGAUGGAGGACGGCUGGCUGGACUCGGAAAGUCGGUCCCUGAAGCUUCGGACCCUCCGGGUUCUGUGGAGGAUCUACAGCCGACUGGCCGACGCUCCUCUGGCUGCUGGAGACCUCACAGAUGCUCUGGAGCUGCUCCAUGAAGGAUACAGGAUCUCCACCCAGACUGAAGACAAACGGAUGGAAGGAGAGGCAGCGUUUAAACUGGGGCUGGCCUAUCAGAGCGCAGGAGAGCACGAAGCUGCCAAACAGCACUUGAGCUCCUGCAUGCAGAUUUGUGGAUCCCUGCAGGAUUCAGACGGACUGACGAAGGCGUACAAGGCCAUGGCCAGCUCUCUGCAGAGUGAAGGAAACACCGAUGAAGCCAUCCAAUGUCUGAAGAAGCUGGCUGAUCUUUCUCGCAGCGAUGGACUGCAGCACAAUCUGGCUGAGAGCUUAAUGAGUCUGGGAAACAUCUACUACAGCAGGCGUGAGCAUCAGAGAGCUGCUGAGAACUUUCUGCAGGCUUACCAAGUUUACUGUAACACUGGAGAUGAAGCUCAGCUGCAGAAGGCUCAGGUGAUGGUGGCCACUGCUCGCGCUCAGUGCCUCAUCAGAAAACACAUCGUCCACCUUCAGACUGCUGCUGGAACCCCAGAACCUGAAUAAAGACCGCAGACUGAACCUGAAGCUGUAAAGAAACCAGAGUUACUUCUGACGCCUGCAUCACAGUGCUGCUACAUGUGUUCUGUUCAUUUAUAUGAUAGCAUUUUAGUCAAAGCCAACCUGGAUUUGUUCUUUUUAACGGAUCUGAGUUUACCUCCUGUUCAUUAAACACAAUCUGUUCUGACUAGAUGAAAACAAAGAAAGUCUCUGUUGUGUUUAGGUUGGUUUUUGUUUUCAUGUUCCUCUACUCCCUCUUUUUGCUCUCAUAGUUUCUUUUCAGUGUGUCUGAGGGUGUUCUGACUGUAAGAGAAGAACUGGACUCUCUAAGGCAGGACUGUCAAACUCAUGUUGGUCCAGGCGCUGCAUACGGACCAGUAAACUUAUAGCAGAAUUACUGAGAAGUAACAAUAAGUCCAAGUUUUUAUGACGUUUUAGUGCAAAGGAGAAAAAUCUUUAUAUGUAAUGAACUGUCCUUUAAAAAAUUAUAUUAGAAACAACCAGAGAUUAAAGUAAGUGUAAUUUCAACAACA
Messenger RNA from Acanthochromis polyacanthus (spiny chromis), 2470 nucleotides. RefSeq names its product tetratricopeptide repeat domain 29 (gene ttc29). Bases 723 to 1943 code for a protein of 406 amino acids. The record is from RefSeq and is a predicted model, not a curated record. Lineage: Eukaryota; Metazoa; Chordata; Actinopteri; Pomacentridae. Gene Ontology annotation, molecular function: protein binding. The transcript is spliced from 12 exons.